AUGGCCGCGAGUGAUUGUCCCCCGUCUUUCCCCCCCGCGUGCCGUCUGGGUGCCGCGGCACUUGGCUUGCCCGGUUCUCCUUCCUCGGGUCUCCCGGACACCCUCUUUGAUUCUCCAUUUCAGGAUGUGUGCAGUCUGCUGAAACACGCCAGCUCUCUUGUGCCGCUGGGUCAAGAACAUUUAGUCAUCAAACUCUGCCAGCUAGUGCACCAUCUACUCAAUCAGCUGAAGGUAAUAAUGGACGAGCACACAUUGGACGUUUUGGUGAACUAUACCGCCAGUGCGUUGAAAGUGUGCAGCACGUGGACGCACUCAGAUGUCCUCCUGGCACUCUCCACCAUCGUGUAUGGGAAUGGACCGCAGUGCCACCAGCACCUCAGUGACUUGCUGGGUGAAGACGGGGUCCUCCUUCUGUAUAGUUCUCCUUCUCAGCCAAAUAUGGAGUUACGCCGUGUGGCUCUUACAUGUAUGGCCAACAUCUGUCUCAGAAUCCCAGGUCAGCCCCCUUUGGAUGAUCAAUACAGAAGUGUAUCUUUCAGCGUCUUCCUGAAAACACUGCAGUCCUCCAGGCCUCCCAACACUGAUGAGCUCUUCUACUGCAUGGUGAUCCAAGCAGCACUGAAGGGGCUUCAGUGUUGUCUUUCAGGCGGGAAGUGGAAAUUUGGUGGAGGGGAGGAGCUUGGGUCUAUACUGGCCUCACUUAAGAGGCUCAUGUUCCAGGGAUCUCCAGGUGUGAGUGUUGAGUGGCCAGCUGUGCUUUACCCAGCACCUCUUCCUCAGUAUGAGGGUCUCCCCACAUCAAAACCUGCUGAACCACCGAAACCCUCUGAACAAUCAAAGGAUACCGUGCCGGGAAAAACUUCAGGGAAUAAAAAGAGGAAAUCCAAAGGGAAGGGGAAAAAGACGAGCACUGAGGAGAGCAGAGGGGAGGAUGGAGAGGAAGAUGACAGAGAUGCAGUGCCUGUACUUCAGAAAGGAGGCAGAAGUGAAGGAGAGUCCUUGUCUAAACCCUCUGCCUCAUCUCUCUACCCUUCUUGGAAAAAAAGCAGCUCUGACUCAGAGUUUUCUGACCCAGAGGGCAAUGCACAGAGCAAAUUAAGGCUUUACCACGGUCGUGUGCGUCAGGGAGCAUUGCUCUGUCUGCUAGCGGUGGUGAAAGGUGUAGAGAAGAGGACUCUGUAUGGAUACUGGUCCUCCUUCAUCCCUGACUCUCCUACUGGGGGGCCGCCAUCUCUCACUCUCCUCACAAUUAUACUGAAGGACCCCUCUCCAAAGGUGCGUGCGUGCACCCUUCAGGUGUUGUCGGCCAUUCUGGAUGGCUCCCGUCAGUUCCUGGCCGUGGCUGAAGAUACGGCGUCUCCUCGUACGUCUUACACCCCUUUCUCCUUCUCUCUGGCCACUGCCGUCAGAGAACUGCACCGUGCUCUCAGUCUGGCUCUGCUAGCUGAGACCUCCCCUCAGACACUCACACAGGUCAUAAAGUGUCUGGCCUACUUGGUGGCGAACGCUCCCUACCAUCGUCUCAGACCCGGUCUGCUCAGCCCGCUCUGGAAGCAGAUGCGUCCCUAUGUGCGCCACAGAGAUGUGAAUGUUCGUGUGUCAGUCCUGACACUUUAUGGGGCUCUAGUGACAACUCAGGCCCCUCUCCCUGAGGUGCAGCUCCUCCUCCGACAGCCGGAGGGCAGCAGCAGCAGCGCUGGCUCAUUCACGCCGCAGGACUCCGCUCUCAGCUGGAGACAAAGAGACGGAGUGUCCUCGCCCUCUCGCACGCCAGUCACGCCCACCAAGCGGAACUCGCGCACACACUCGCCCCGCGUUCCUCGCACACCGGUGGAGGAGGAUAGUUCCCCGCCGUGGCUGCUGCAGCUGUGUGUGUCACUGGUGACUCAGCCCAGAGAGGACCAAUCAGACAGUGAGGGGGGGGCAGGAGGCGGAGCUGCUUUAGAGCCCUCUCCUGUACGACUAGAAGCUCUACAGGUCAUGUCUCACCUGGUCCGUGGCUACUUCUCUCUAGUCCAAUCAUCUCUGUGUGAGAUUGGGCAGGUGAGCGCUCGCUGCCUUAGGGAGGCAGACCCCUCCAUUCAACUGCACGGAGCAAAGUUACUAGAGGAGUUGGGGACGGGAAUAAUCCAGCAGUACAGAGCAGAGAACAACGUACCCGAGAGCGUGAGGGUCCCCAUGAGCCAAGUGGUGCAGUUUUGGUCAGAAGUUUUGAGUGGUCCGCUGAACGGAGCGCUGCAGAACGAGCAACAUCCCACGCUGCAGACGAGCGCCUGCGACACGCUCUCCUCCAUCCUCCCGCAGGCCUUCGCACAGCUGCCUGACAAGACCCAGCUGAUGUGCAUCACCGUGCUGCUGGGGCUGACCUACAGUGAAAACUAUCUGGUGAAGACGGCAGCUGUCCGGGCUUUGGGAGUCUACAUACUGUUCCCCUGUCUGAGAGAGGAUGUGAUGUUCGUGGCGGAUACGGCAAACACCAUCCUCGCUGCCCACGAUGAUCGAUCUCCAAAUGUCCGUGCCAAGGCUGCCUGGUCCCUGGGCAACCUCACAGACACACUUAUUGUUAAUAUGGAGAGUGUUGGUGUUGACUUCCAAGAAGAGUUAUCAGACAUGCUGCUGCUCAAGAUGUUGCAGGCUGCCACCCGAGCGUCGGCAGACAAAGACCGGGUGAAGUCUAACGCAGUGCGAGCACUUGGGAAUCUGCUUCAUUUCCUGCGUGAGACUCAGCUGACCCGGUCUGCCUUCCAACGCCCGCUGGAAGACGCAGUCCGUGCUCUGGUUAAAACUGUCCAAUCAGAGGCCACCAUGAAGGUCCGAUGGAAUGCCUGUUACGCGUUGGGAAAUGCUUUCAGAAACCCCGCCCUGCCGCUCGACUCAGCCCCGUGGUCCCAGGACGCGUUCUCCGCCCUCUGCCACGUCGUCACUUCUUGUAAGAACUUCAAGGUGCGGAUCAAGUCUGCCGCUGCCCUGGCAGUUCCCGGCCAACGCAGCUGCUAUGGCGACACGAAGCGGUUCAGCUGCGUGUGGCAUUCCCUGGCCACGGCACUGGAGAACAGCGAAGACACGAACGACUUCUUAGAGUACCGCUACAGUGCCAGCCUGCGACACACGCUCUCUCAAGCCCUCCUACACCUGCUCAGCGUCAGCCAGUCGCAGGACAUGCCCGCCCUCGGGGCAUCGCUGGCUGGGGAGGAGGGGAGGGGCAUCAGAGAGCAUUUAAUCAAAUAUGUCAGAGCAGAGGAGGGGGGAGCAGACAAGGAGCAGGGAGAGAAAGACGCAGCGGGGGACAGUUUCACCCCUCAGCAGAGAAUUGGAGGUCUGCAGCAGACCCUGCUCAGACUGAAGGGGCUGAAGACUGAGGGGGAGGGAGGGGGAGAAGAGGACAGAGGCAAGGAGGCGGUGGUUAGUUUCCUGGAGGAUUUGCUGAAGACCUGUGAGUCUAUUGACUGAUUUCUCAGAGGUGGACAGAUCCAACCACCAACUAACUGGUGACUGAAGGCAAAGGUUAUGUAACCAGCUUUGUCAUAAUGAGCGUCUUGCUUUUUUUUUUUUUUUUUUCUGUACAUUUCAAGACAAGUUGAAAUUCAGUGCCUUUAUGUCUUCUUUUUAUCUGUCUAAUUGCACUUGCACUCUUUUAUGAGAUCUUUUAUGAUCGGAUAUUCCUACAAAUGUAGUGAAAUUACAUUUUGAGAACAAAUAUAAAGACUGAGAUUAGAGUUGGGUGAUAAUGUAUCGCCUAUUGACUUUCAGUGGGAUCGUAUAUUUGAUGACGUGAACAAGGUCUUAUUGUUUAACAGAAUUUUGUUGUCAAAGUUAAUUAACGAGAGAAACAUUAUUUAUUGUUUUACAUGUUUGGAGGUUUUUUUUUUUUUUUUUUACACAUGAAUUUGAUUGUUUUAUUUGUAAUUUACAUCAU
Molecule: messenger RNA, 3916 nt
Organism: Morone saxatilis (striped sea-bass)
Lineage: Eukaryota; Metazoa; Chordata; Actinopteri; Moronidae
Gene: heatr6
Product: HEAT repeat containing 6
Exons: 19
Coding region: 1-3450 (1149 amino acids)
Source: RefSeq, a predicted model, not a curated record